Camellia sinensis is the source of this 361-nucleotide messenger RNA. The record is from RefSeq and is a predicted model, not a curated record. NCBI's taxonomy places the organism in Eukaryota, Viridiplantae, Streptophyta, Magnoliopsida, Ericales, Theaceae.
GCCGUGGAAGCAGGGUUGGAGGGUGAGAUACGAAGGGAACGAGUGGGAUUCGGAGACCUUGAAGGUUUUUGUGGUCCCUCAUUCGCAUAAUGACCCGGGUUGGAAGCUCACUGUUGAGGAGUAUUAUGAUCGACAGUCGAGGCAUAUUCUUGAUACCAUCGUCGAGGCUCUUUCGAAGGAUCCUCGCUGCAAAUUUAUAUGGGAGGAGAUGUCUUAUUUGGAGAGAUGGUGGAAGGAUGCCUCAGAAACUAAAAAAGAAUCUUUCAUCAAUCUAGUGAAGAAUGCACAGUUAGAAAUUGUUGGAGGUGGGUGGGUGAUGAAUGAUGAGGCUAAUUCACAUUAUUUUGCUAUCAUUGAACAG